CUGCCUUUGGCUCGGCUCGGGCGGGCUGGGCUCGGCGCGGCGCGGCGCGGCUGUCUGUCCGUGCCCGCCGGUUCUCGGGAGGAGUGCCAUGGGAGAGACGGGUGCCGGGCGAGGCGCGGGGCGCGCACUGGGCACUCUCCUUCCGCGGUCCGUUCGCCGCCUCCCUACCGGCCGUCCGCGCUCCGCCACUGCCGUCAAGCGGACGCACCCCGAGUACAGCUCGUCGGACAGCGAGGAGCUAGACGAGGCCGUCGAGGUGGAGAAGGAGAGCGCGGACGAGAAUGGGGCGCUCAGCUCGGCCGCGGGCUCCAUGUCUCCCUCCACCACCUCGCAGAUUCUGGCCAGGAAGAGGCGCCGAGGGAUCAUCGAGAAACGCCGUCGCGAUCGCAUCAACAACAGCCUGUCCGAGCUGAGGAGGCUGGUGCCCAGCGCCUUCGAGAAGCAGGGAUCAGCCAAGCUGGAAAAAGCUGAGAUUCUGCAGAUGACUGUCGAUCAUCUGAAAAUGCUGCAUACAGCAGGAGGGAAAGGUUACUUUGAUGCUCACGCUUUGGCUAUGGAUUACCGGAGUCUGGGCUUUCGAGAGUGCCUGGCUGAGGUGGCUCGAUACCUGAGCAUCAUCGAGGGGCUGGAUGCCUCUGACCCUCUGCGCGUUCGGCUUGUCUCUCACCUCAAUAACUACGCCUCUCAGCGGGAAGCGGCAAGUAGCGCGCACACUGGUAUUGGACACAUUCCCUGGGGCAGUGCCUUUGGACAUCACCCUCAUAUAUCUCACCCCCUGCUGCUGGCUCAAAAUGGGCACGGUAACACCAGUACUACAGCAUCUCCCACAGAACCGCAUCACCAGACCAGAAUUGCCGCCCCACAUGCUGAAACUUCCUCACUCAGAGUGCCCCCAAAUGGCAGCGUUGGACCAGUGCUCCCCGUGGUCACAUCUACUACCAAACUGUCUCCUCCUCUUCUUUCCUCCAUGGCAUCCCUGUCUGCGUUCCCCUUUUCAUUUGGCUCCUUCCACCUCCUCUCCCCCAAUGUGCUGAGCCCGUCAGCACCAACACAGUCGGCAAGCCUUAGCAAACCCUACAGACCCUGGGGGACUGAGAUUGGAGCCUUCUAAGAACUAACUCUUUAGUGAGGGUGGGGAAACCUACAAACCUAGCUGAGCUGGGUUCUGCCACGCUUAAAGUUGAAGUUCUUAAUGACUGGGACAAAGGUACAGCUUCAUCUUAAGUUUGUCUAAAAACUAUCUCUUGGGAUUUUUUCUUUCUGUUUUCUACAUUUUUGUAUUAGGUUUGGGUUUUUUUUUAAUAGCUGUUGGAGUUGUUAAUAAAAUGCUAAUAGUGGUUGUUAACUCUUGUGUUAGGUCUGUGCUGAGCAUUGAAAUCACUUCUGUAAUGGUUUAUUGCAAGUGGUUUUUUUUUCCUGAGCAUGACAGACCACCUUUUUUUGAGGCCAGGUCACCUGUUCUUGUUAGCAACAGCCAAGUUUAGUUACUAGAUUUUCCAAGACCACUCUUCUCAGCAUUAACAGGCAGUGGAUUUUGUUAGUAUUUUACACCAAGAUGUUCUGGAAGGAGUUACUCUUUUUGUAAACUACUUUGGAGGCUGAAGAAAGCAUCGACAAAUCAGCUGGAACAGCCUGACCAGCUUUAUCUAAGAGCCCAACUUCUGUUUCUUCUGCAGUGGUUUAGUAGAUUGGAUGGUCAUCUUCUGGUCCUGAGCGGACAUCUGACAUCUCAGAACUGCUAGACUAUCUGUUCCAAAAGGAACAGUAUGUGCUUUAGAGCAAACUUGAGAGUGGGGAGGUUGCAAGAGUGAAAUUAGAUACUAGAGUGGUGGUGAGUUCAGUUGCAGGGGAAGUGAAAAACACAGUUGUCACCUCAGUAGGCUUUCUGCAGGAGAUGACCGUAAGAAACAGUCUCAAGUUGCACCAGGGGAAAUUUAGAUUGGACAUGAGAAGAAACUUCUUCACUGAAAGGGUUUUCAACCACUGGAAUAGGAUCCCCAGGGAGGUGGUUGAAUCCAUACCUGGAGGUGUUUCAGAGAAGCAGAGGUGUGGUGCUAAGGGACAUGGUUUAGCACCAACCUUAGUAGAGUUAUGGAGUGGUUGGACUUGACGAUCUUAAAGGUCUUUUUCAAGCAAACCAAUUUAUCCUGUUUCAUAGGGCCAGAUCUGCUUUGAGUCACAGUGGAGUAAUUGUUCUGUUGCCCUGUGUUCUUGACUAACUGGGGUCAGACUCUUUGCCUCUGCAAGCUCCAGGUUUGCACCUGAAAGGGCUGAUGCUGGUAUUUAGUGAAUGGAAUGGUACAGUGGGAACCUGUUAGGUGGCCAGUUGCUGCUGAACAGUUACAUCAGAACCAGUUGAUUUUUCUGUUGUGUUUUACCCUUGGGUGCAGUUCAGUACUACCCCUCACUUUGGGAGGGCUCUGCUGCGCUCUCCCUGUGUGCACAUGUGUAUUUUAGUUGGCUUCAUGAGAAUCUGAACCUGAGUAGGUUUAUCUUGUGAGUUCCACGGGAUGGGGUCUGACUGCUCUUGUAUUUGUGUGAUGGCUAAAUAAAGGAGAAAGAACAAA
Messenger RNA from Pogoniulus pusillus (Red-fronted tinkerbird), 2567 nucleotides. RefSeq names its product hes related family bHLH transcription factor with YRPW motif 1 (gene HEY1). Gene Ontology annotation, cellular component: nucleus. The coding region runs from base 89 to 1111 and encodes 340 amino acids. The record is from RefSeq and is a predicted model, not a curated record. Gene Ontology annotation, biological process: circulatory system development; regulation of transcription by RNA polymerase II; regulation of neurogenesis. Lineage: Eukaryota; Metazoa; Chordata; Aves; Piciformes; Lybiidae. Gene Ontology annotation, molecular function: DNA-binding transcription factor activity, RNA polymerase II-specific; RNA polymerase II cis-regulatory region sequence-specific DNA binding; protein dimerization activity. The transcript is spliced from 5 exons.